Messenger RNA from Daucus carota subsp. sativus, 1139 nucleotides. Its product is annotated as L-ascorbate peroxidase, cytosolic. Gene Ontology annotation, cellular component: chloroplast. Lineage: Eukaryota; Viridiplantae; Streptophyta; Magnoliopsida; Apiales; Apiaceae. Gene Ontology annotation, molecular function: heme binding; peroxidase activity. The record is from RefSeq and is a predicted model, not a curated record. Bases 163 to 915 code for a protein of 250 amino acids. The transcript has 11 exons. Gene Ontology annotation, biological process: cellular response to oxidative stress; hydrogen peroxide catabolic process; response to reactive oxygen species.
UGUUGUUCAAAUAUCAUGCAUUAAACACCCCGAAAUCAUUCUUGAAAUUGACCCUUGGUACUGGUAAUCUAGCCAAGAAGCUUCUGGAAGCCGGAAAGUCUGUCAUUGCUGUUGAACUUGAUCCUCUUAUUUUCUCUGCGAUCAUCAUCUCUCUUUUCAGCCAUGGGAAAAAGCUACCCAGAGGUCAGUGAGGAGUACAAGGUUGCUGUUGAUAAGUGCACAAGGAAGCUAAGAGGGUACAUUGCUUCUAAGGGCUGCUUUGGGAUUAUGCUUCGUGUCGCGUGGCACUCGGCGGGUACUUAUGACGUUAAAACCAAGACCGGAGGUCCUUUUGGAACAAUGAGAUUCAAGGCUGAGCAAUCUCAUAAUGCCAACAAUGGCCUUGAAAAUGCUGUGCAACUUUUAGAGCCCAUCAAGGAGCAGUUUCCCAUUAUCUCUUACGGUGAUUUAUAUCAGUUGGCUGGAGUAGUUGCUGUCCAACUUACCGGAGGACCUGAUAUUCCAUUUCACCCAGGAAGAAAGGACCAAAAUGAGCCAGUAAAAGAAGGCCGCUUGCCCGAUGCUGAAUUGGGAGCUGACCAUUUGAGAGAUGUGUUUGUAAAAGCAAUGGGGCUUUCUGACAAGGAUAUUGUUGUCCUCUCCGGUGGCCAUACCCUGGGAAGCUGUCAUAAGGAACGUUCUGGGUAUGAAGGACCCUGGACAAGAAAUCCUUGCAUCUUCGAUAACUCGUACUUCAAGGAGCUCUUGUCUGGAGAGAAGGAAGGGCUUGUCCAAUUGCCAACUGACAAGUCUCUUCUCAAAGACCCUGUCUUCCGUCCCCUUGUUGAGAAAUAUGCUGCUGAUGAGGAUGCAUUCUUUGCGGACUACGCAGUAUCUCACAUGAAGCUCUCUGAACUGGGGUUCGCGGAGGCUUAAGCCCCUAGGAACAAGUCAGCUCUUUCAAUUUCUAUGCCAUGAUUCAGUCUGUGAAAUCAACUUAGCUGGAAGGUUGUUUGGUCUAGUUGUAGUUUAUCUUGCUGCGUUUGUUAGUAAUGGAUAUAUAUUAGUUGGUUUUAGUAGCUAUCAAUGACUUGGUCUCCUUUCCGUAGAAUAAUCAAAUUGGAUUUUCAUUGACUUGUCAUUGUCCCUGUUCUUGAGCA